AUGAAAGGGGUUGGUGAAGAUAACGCUUUUGAAGUCAUUGGUUUGGUUAAGAACAACCUUCCUAAGUGGCUAAGUAUAGAGUUGUGUCUAUGUAGGGAACGUAAAGAAGAUGUGUUUGUUUUUGAAAUCACUAGCCAGCUUGUGACUGCCUUAGCCGUCCCCUUGAAAGAUGAAUUAAUAUGUGGAGGAUGGAACCUGCGAACCAACCUUUUGCAUGUCAAUUGGGCUGAAACACCAAUCAAAGAAGGAUUUAAUGAGGAGGAUAUGGAAUCAACCUUUGCAUGUCAUUGGGCACAUGCCUUUGAAACGAAGAUUAAGGAAGAUCUGAAUCUUGAACGAGAUUGA
Molecule: messenger RNA, 345 nt
Organism: Dovyalis caffra
Lineage: Eukaryota; Viridiplantae; Streptophyta; Magnoliopsida; Malpighiales; Salicaceae
Source: the annotation of a GenBank genome assembly